AUGCCAUCGAUUAAGUUCUCUCAGCCGCACCUCAAUGAAUCGAUACGAGAAGUAGAUAAAAGCUCCUGGCUAAUCUCGAACACACUUCUUCUUACUCGGUCGUCAGAACCAAUACCGCACAAGAUUCCAACUGAUCAAGCAUACUGGAGCGACAGCAAUGGGGGCCAUUUCAUUCUAUCCACUGCACCUGAGAUUCUUCCAUAUUCCAAGCCCCUCGCAGAAGAUUCAUUGUCUAUCUCGAGAGUACAUGCAGUCGACAAUCAAGCGGCCGUUUGGAAAGCAGGUGAAGCCUUCAUUAAAGCACACCACAUGGACUAUCCCCAUUUGACCAGAGAGCAUGCUACAUUACAGUUUCUCAAAGACCAAAAGCCCCAGGGUUUUGAAUUCCCACGCGUGUACCGGUAUUUUGAGACUGGCUCGCGAUAUUUCCUCGUUGUCUCGAGGGUUCCCGGCCAGCUGCUUGAGGAAGCUUGGCCCAACAUGGACGAGACUCUUCGCCAGCAUUACAUCGGCAAGGUAGCAGAUAUUUGCAAUCGCUUCGCGAAAUGGAAGGGAGAUAUUAUUGGUGGUGUGGACGGACAACAGCUACUCGAGCGGUAUCUCGUCAAAGGUAACAGCAAGAUGGCGGAUGCCCUUUCUCCACAGCAACUUCUGAAGAACUGUACCGAGAUGUCUAUGGACGUCUCUACAUUCGUCUUCUAUCAUUGUGACCUUGGCCCUACGAAUAUCCUGGUCGAUACCUCGACAGGCUCACUGGGCAUCAUUGAUUGGGAGCUAGCUGGCUACGUUCCUAUCGAAUGGGUUAGAACAAAAUUUCGACUCUCAGCAGGAAUGGAUUUCAACCAUGGGGAUGAUGACUCCAAAAAGGACUGGCGCCGCAGAGUUGCUCAGCAUCUGGAAAAGAUGGGCUACCGCGAUGCUGUGGAUGCAUGGUGGAAGUUUCAGGACAACUAG
Penicillium cosmopolitanum is the source of this 954-nucleotide messenger RNA. RefSeq lists its product as uncharacterized. The record is from RefSeq and is a predicted model, not a curated record. Bases 1 to 954 code for a protein of 317 amino acids. The transcript has a single exon. Lineage: Eukaryota; Fungi; Ascomycota; Eurotiomycetes; Eurotiales; Aspergillaceae.